Molecule: messenger RNA, 2978 nt
Organism: Cyclopterus lumpus (lumpfish)
Lineage: Eukaryota; Metazoa; Chordata; Actinopteri; Perciformes; Cyclopteridae
Product: protein FAM222A
Exons: 3
Coding region: 338-1858 (506 amino acids)
Source: RefSeq, a predicted model, not a curated record
UCGCGGUGGCACACACACACACACACACACACACACACACUGAGCCCGGUCGGCUGCCGAGAUGACACCCAGGCAGAUAACCGGAAAAAGAUAAUCGGUUAAAUUUUCUUCUAUACGACUCUUGAAUAUGUCGAGGAAGUGCAGUUAAUGGAGCCAGCUUCAUCAAUGGAUAGCCCGCAUCUCCGGAGGUUUCGCGAAAUCAGUGGCGAGAUUGCUUUUGCAGAGGAAAUACGCCUUCCGAGCAGGAGAACAACCAAUCAGCCGUGGCGAACCAAAGAUAAACAAGCCUUAUGAUAAGACCAAACUCUCAGGUUGUGUGCAGCCCUAGAUAACUAUCAUGCUGGCCUGUAUCCAGAGACGGCAGAACCUCUCCUUGCAGAACCUGGCCUGCAUACCCAAACGCCUUGAUGUUCCACCACCGCCGUUACUGCUGUCAGUGCCACCGCUGCAGCCGUGCACCCGCAAAGGCGAGCCUGCCUCCAUGAUUUCUCGGUACCCUUCUCCUGCAGAGUUGGAUGCUUUUGCCCAGAGGACCGCUAACAGUCCGCUGUCCAUCAAAAUCUUUCCGUCCGACGUCCGGGUGCCACAACAUAAACAGCUUAACAAAACCGUCAACGGGUUAGACACCACAGGACAAAGCUGUAGCCCCUUUUCACACCAAUCUUCAGGAGGCCACCAGGGAUUGUUGGCCACCAUCAAAGCCUCUGUGGUAGUCAAAGGUGUGGUAAAAACCUCUGAGGGCAGGAGGACUAAACAUGCAAACACCCAGACCUCCGUGGGGCCGUAUAAUAAUCCUCUGAAUAAUGGCUACACAGUCAGACACGGGCAUAAGGCAUAUCAUAUAAGCUCAUGUAAGCCCCAUGAUGUUCCCAUAGAGAGACUUUGUUCUAGCACAGGGAUGGCCUCCAGAGAUCAGAGCCUGGCCCCCCAGUCUGAGCUGGCAGAGGUUCAAAGCCUGAUGAGGCAGAUGAGCAGAGUUCCCCACAGCCAGGCCCUGCAGCUGGGGGGAGAGGCUCGAGCCAGCCCCUCUCUGCAGGCUGUGGCUGCAGUGGCACAUUCAGACUCAGACUUUGCCCUAGGAGUGCCGCCCCAGAGCAGCCUCGCUUUUACGGGAGCGGUGCUGCCCACACAGAGUGCAGACAUAGCCAAAGCGGGGUACUUAGAGAAAGGAGACUACACAAUGUGGCAGCAUACACAUCAAAUUCAGCUGCAGCAGCAGCAGCAGCAGCCCUAUCAGCAGGGAGCAGUGAGGAUGUACGGUGUGAGUAACGGUGCUCAGAGGCACAGAGGCGUACAGGCUGGGGUGGGCCAGUCUCCUGAAACCCGCCUCCCUUUGCCAUGCUCCUCACAGCUGUCGUACAGGCCUCACCAGGAGCGAGUCAGCGCCUCCUCUCUGAACUGUGCCGCCAUGCAGGGGGAGUUCUCUGUCGGACAGUACUACGCUCCUCUCUGGGACAGUGUCACCCCUAACAGCGACUGUUAUACUUCUCAGGUGCUGGAAACGGGUACAUGUGGAGCCAGGCUUAGAGACCUUGGACUCUCCCAUCCCCAUCUCCAUGCAGGCCGCCAUCAACACUUCCACCCACAGAGACAGCAGCCGCAGCUCCACCCUCCUCUUCCUCCUCAUACCCAGGUCUACAGCACAGACCAGAACCUCUGUUGUGGGCAGCCGAGUUCCAGCAUGUGCCACGCUGCAGUACUUAGCAGCAGCCUGCAGUCUCUGGAGUGCCUCAUCAGUGAGAUCCACCCUCCUUGCAUCAAAGAGCACAUGCUGGGCCGUGGGUAUGAAUCCAUGGGGAUGCCUCAGUUACUGGAGCACCACCAGCAAAGCCACAUCCAGCUCCCCGUCUACAGAUAGGGAGCGGCGUGCUGCCACACAGCGGGACGCAGGAAGGGACAAACCUUUUUAUAGACGAUAGCAGUGUGUCCAUUUAGACAACUAUGGAAAUGAGACAUGCCUUUUUUAGUUUGUGCAUGUACUUUAUUUGUAGAAGGCUUUGUGUUUUGAGCUUGAAAAGGUGAACGAUAAUCAUGACUUAAGAUACAGGUUUACCUUCUGAACUUGUUUUAUUUUUCUAUCUUUAAACGGCCAUUACAUAUACCUGCUGUUCCUCAUUUAAUGCUGAUGCUGAGCACCUAAUCAGAAUUUCCCAUUACGAUUUAAUAUGAACUGUAUAUUUUGUAGGCGAUGCCUGCAAUGAAGUAAACUUACUGAACUGAAAUAAUCAUCGGUACAUUUCUUUUCAGAGGGGUCGUUGGUGACAGUUUUUGUGUGAAUGUUGUAUAUGUCUUUGACAUAGAAUGGCUUUUUAUUUGAACAUUCCUUCAUUAUUAACUAAACGUUUGGUUGUCCGCUGCUUCAUUGCAUUCUUUUAUUUUGUUAUUUGUUUAUUUUGAAUACAAAUGUGGAUAGAUUUUCUUUUGUUAAGCAGCAGAGAAAGUUACGUAAUCCAACAUCUUGAUUGAUUUAAAGUAGUCUUGCUCAGCACAAUGUAAUAGGACUGUUGCAUAUCCAAAUCAACACUGUGGCAAUUUAGGCCAAACAAGAUGUGACCUUUUUUUAAAAAUUAUUAUUUGAAGACGUUGCUUGGACAUUUAUCUUGAAUGAAAUAAUCUCUGGAAGGUUGUGACACUGUUUCAUAAUGCCUGGGCAUAUAUAUGAGUGCCAUGUUGGAGAGCAGGCCAUCGUAAUCAUUUAUAUUAUCUUCUUUGCAGGGCUAUAUUAUCUCUGAUGGUGUGAGACGUAUGCCUGAGUAGUUUUCUGUGUGUCUGCACUGGUUAUGUGAUACUAUUUAUUUAUGUCAGUCUAAUGAGUUCUAUGGCGAACUGUCUCUAUAAUUAUAAAGUGCAAUUACUAUAUAUGAACAGGUGAGCGCUCUCUGUGAAGUAUGUUGUUGAAAUAACUACAUUUUGCAUUGUAUGACCCUAAUCCCUCAACCCUUUUUGAUUGUCAAGUAAAAUGAAAUUUUCUAAACCCA